Acanthocheilonema viteae is the source of this 1299-nucleotide messenger RNA. The record is from the annotation of a GenBank genome assembly. Lineage: Eukaryota; Metazoa; Nematoda; Chromadorea; Rhabditida; Onchocercidae.
AUGCAGCGAAAGUUAUUUCGCGGACUCACUAACAAAAUGACAAUAUUUCAGAUUGCAACUAAUGAUAUGGGUGAAGAAAUAGAUAUCAAUUACUUAUCGGACGACAAAAAAAUAAAGAAGGAGAAAAAGCGUGAAUUCGAUUUUUCACGGUAUCCGAAACGGCGGAUUGCCCUGAUGUUCAUGUAUUUUGGUUGGGAAUAUAAUGGAUUGGUUGAGCAACGAGAAAUUUCUGGAACUGUUGAGGAAGAAAUAAAGAAGGCUUUGUUGAAGACGAAGCUUAUCGAAAGUUGGGAAACUUGCGAUUGGAAUCGGAGUGGUCGGACCGAUAAGGGAGUAUCUGCUUUCAAACAGGUUGCCUCUGUCAUUGUAAGGUCGAAUGAACCAAAGGAAGAAGGGUCUACUAUCGCUCAUACAUCAUCCGAAACUGCUGUGAAUGGAGAGCUUCAGUACGUGAAAAUGUUAAAUAGUACAUUAUCAACCAAUAUUCGGGUGCUAGCUUGGUCUCCAGUUCCUAAAGAUUUCAGUGCCAGAUAUAAAUGCACUCAACGUACUUACAUGUAUGCUUUUCCCCGAGCCAAUUUGAAUGUUGAGGCAAUGCGACAAGCUUGUCAAUUUCUCGUUGGCAAACACGAUUUUCGUAAUUUCUGUCGUAUCGACAUGAACAAAGAAAGAGUGGAAAUGAAUUAUAUUCGAACUAUCACUUAUGCUGAUAUAUCAUUCAUAUUAAAUAAUUCAUUACCAACACCAAAACUAAGCGAUGAAGCUACUUGUUAUGAAUUUCUGCAACUUACUAUCAAAGGAAGCGGUUUUCUUUGGCAUCAGAUUCGUUGUAUAGUGGCUCUACUGUGUGAAAUUGGCCACGGUAAUGAAAAGCCAGAGGUUAUCACUGAACUUCUCGAUAUCAGGCUUACACCUUCUAAACCAAUUUAUGGAUUAGCUCCGGCUUUUCCGUUGUGCUUGUUUGAUUGUGUGUAUGAUGAGAUGGAGCUUUCUUGGAGAUGGGAUAUUAAUUCUCUGAAAUCUAUCAGAAAACUUCUUCUGAAAACUUGGGCUCAUUAUCAAUCUCUGUCAGCCACAUUACAACUUAUGGCUGAAGGUAUCGGUGUUCUUGCACCAGUAUUGCAGAAUGACUACAGCGGUCUAGAUGAUUAUUUAAGACCAAGUGGAACUUCGAAAACAUAUGUACCCAUCAAAAAGCGGCCCACAUGUGAUGCCUUAGAGUUGAAGCGGGAGAAAAUUCGUGCAAAAAUGUCAAAAAUCGUUAUUAACGCCACAGAUAAUUGUGAUAUUAUGUCAUGA